AUGCCUAUUCCAACUGAAGUCGUAGGCUCAUUGCCUCGCCCAACCUACCUACAGCAGGCUUUCGCCGAGUAUGACGCUGGAAAAAUUACCCACGAUGCCCUUGUCGCAGCCCAGGACAAGGCCGCCAAAGACUCCGUGGAGAGAAUGGAGGCUGCUGGAGAAACCUAUGUAACGGACGGAGAGCAGCGUGCCAGCUCUUUCGCGACAUAUCCAAUUGUGGAGACUCUCAAGGGCGCAGGUCUGCCUAGCAACUUUGUCGCCGAUGGUCAAUUCUUUGCUAUUUUUGAUGAUGGCCAUCACCGCCAGCUGCCACGUCUCGUCAAAGGACCUUUCAAAUACGCGACUUAUGCGUGGCAGAACCUCAAACAGUCCAAACCCUAUGCAUCUCAUCCAAUGAAGCAGGCCGUCAUUGCGCCGAGUAUGAUGUAUCUUCUAUAUCCCCUCCAGAGCGAACUCGAAGGCUACACCCGCGAGGAGUUUAUCAAAGACUUGGUUAAUGAGUGCGAAAAGGAUAUUCGAGGAUGCUUUGAAACAGGUGCAAAAAGAGUCUCAAUUGACUUCACAGAAGGUCGCCUCGCUUUGAAGCACGACCCUAGGAAUCCUUGGACAAACGCCGAGCUUCUCGAAACAUUCGUCAAAUUGAUCAACCAAGUCCUUGAUCGCUUCACUCCCGAAGAGCGAGUCAACAUUGGUCUACACACCUGCCCCGGUGGCGACUGCGACUCUGUGCACUCAAUGGAUGUCGAUUACAGCAAGCUAUUACCGUCACUUUUCCAGAUCCAUGCGGGCUACUUUUUGAUCGAGCUCUCGUCUGAGAAGAACAAAGAGGCUGUGUAUAAAUCGAUUGGGCAACAUAUUCGCAGGGAUGCCAACGGUAUCAAGCAGGUUGCUUUCAUUGGAGUCAUCAACACUCUCAACCCUGCUAUAGAAGACCCAGAGCAAAUUGCCGAGCAGUUGAUGCUUGCAAGCAAAUAUAUUCCCGUCGACCAACUAGGAGCAACAGAUGAUUGCGGCUUCUCCCCGUUCUCUAUCGACGACAAGCCUAGUCAUGGUAGUCCAGAUUUUGCCAGGGACAUUGCAUUCCAAAAGAUCUCGAGUCGUGUUAAAGGCGCCAAGCUGGCCAGCGAGAGAUUAGGCAUAUAA
Molecule: messenger RNA, 1143 nt
Organism: Trichoderma harzianum CBS 226.95
Lineage: Eukaryota; Fungi; Ascomycota; Sordariomycetes; Hypocreales; Hypocreaceae
Exons: 11
Coding region: 1-1143 (380 amino acids)
Molecular function (GO): zinc ion binding; 5-methyltetrahydropteroyltriglutamate-homocysteine S-methyltransferase activity
Source: RefSeq, a predicted model, not a curated record